Molecule: messenger RNA, 1485 nt
Organism: Neoarius graeffei (lesser salmon catfish)
Lineage: Eukaryota; Metazoa; Chordata; Actinopteri; Siluriformes; Ariidae
Gene: tmem176l.1
Product: transmembrane protein 176l.1
Exons: 7
Coding region: 114-863 (249 amino acids)
Cellular component (GO): membrane
Source: RefSeq, a predicted model, not a curated record
AGAGAAGCAGAGCGCCCUCUGGUGGUUAUUAGUAAACGUCACUGUUCUCUGACGCCUAAGCUGCGCUGCACUGAAAUACAGCAGCAGGACGUGAACUGAAAAAGCGUUUCAGAAUGUCACUGACGAUCAGCAGGGCUGAUGGGGUGACGGUGUACAGCGUCACCUCUAACCACAAAAGUAAAUGGCCACUCAUCUGCCAGAUCCUGGGCACUAUGUGCUACAGCCCCGUGUGCUCUGUGUCUCGGAGACUGAAGCAGCAGCUUGGCUGUGCUCUCACAGCACUGGCGACGAUACAGAUUAUGGUUGGAAUAAUAAAUAUGGGCUUUGGGGCUUUUGAUGCAGCCAUGCGCAAUCCCAGUGAACUUAGUCCUGCUCCCUUGUGGCUCGGUGGCGUGAUGAGUGCCGUUGGUAUCAUGUGUAUUCUAGCAGAAAGGUUUCCAAGCCCAUGUCUGAUUGUCCUGACUGUGGUGAUGAAUAUCACGAGCGCUGCAUUAGCCAUAACGGCCAUAGUGCUUUAUUCAUUGGAAUUGGGAAGGAACUAUUAUUAUUGGUGUGAACCUCCUAAAAGUGAGCAGCAUUUGUAUUCCUGGACGACCCAAUCUACCUUGAAGAGGGAUGAAAUCUUUGAGAAAAAACGAGAGAACUACAGAAUUUGUGAGGAAAGCAGAAAACUUGUGCAGCUCCUCAGACAAAGCAUGGUUGGCAUCCUGAUUGUGUUCGCUGUUCUUCAGCUCUGCGUCACCAUCAGCUGGUGUGUUCUGAGCCUAAAGGCGCUGUGCAAGAAGGAAGCAAACAGACAGGACAUGGAGGAUCCAGAACUACUCAAACCCCUCAUGGAGGAAGUUCCCAAUCCUGUGUGUUAGAAACUCUAAAGGCACCGCAGUUAGACGAGUUACUAUUCCAUAUGUAGUAAAAGUUCAGUAUGUCUACCUAUUGAAACUAUUCUUUAAAUUCGUUUUUUAAGACAAUGAUUUUUUAAGAUGUUACCUUGACAGUUUCGGCAAUAAACUUCCGCCUUCUUCAAACAGUCACCAGAUGUCGAGUGGUGACGUGCCUUAUCAACUGAUGUUAUGCUGAACUACCUGUCAAAUUGGGCGGGACGUUCACGCCUCCGUAGCGUAACAUCAGUUGAUAAGGCACGUCACCACUCGACAUCUGGUGACUGUUUGAAGAAGGCGGAAGUUUAUCGCCGAAACUGUCAAGGUAACAUCUUAAAAAAUCCUUGUCUUAAAAAACGAAUUUAAAGAAGAGUUACUAUUCCGCAAUUUAAACUCAAUUGCAGAUAAAAAAAAAGUCUCCACAUUGUUAUUAAAAUCACUCUUAAUUCAGAUUACUUUUGCUUCCUAUAUUUACACUACAGAUUUGUUUUUGUAAGCACAAUUUCACAGAUUUGAAUAAUUAAUAAAGCAUGUUCACCUGUUAUAUCAACCGGUACUGUAUAUAUGCUUGCUACAACAGAAAUAAAUGUCAAGAAGUACAUCAAAA